Gilbertella persicaria is the source of this 1269-nucleotide messenger RNA. RefSeq names its product WD40-repeat-containing domain protein. Gene Ontology annotation, molecular function: protein binding. The transcript has 5 exons. NCBI's taxonomy places the organism in Eukaryota, Fungi, Mucoromycota, Mucoromycetes, Mucorales, Choanephoraceae. Gene Ontology annotation, biological process: ribosomal large subunit biogenesis. Gene Ontology annotation, cellular component: preribosome, large subunit precursor; nucleolus. Bases 10 to 1233 code for a protein of 407 amino acids. The record is from RefSeq and is a predicted model, not a curated record.
UUUAUAGACAUGAAAUACUUUACAGGCGACGAAAGCGGUUUAAUCAAAUGGAUCUCGUUUCCUCCUAAAAUAGAAGAAAAGCCUCAAAAACGAGCAAAACAAAACAACAACGACGAUGACGAAAAAGACAAAAAGAAAGAUACACUUCAACCAUUGACAGGCAUCUUUGGUAAAGUCGAUAAAGCACAAGCUAUUCAAAAGCUUGCUUGGGCUCAAUGGCAAGAUGAAAAAGUGUUGCUUGUUGGACGUAAGAAUGGCGUGAUUCAAUUCAUGUCGCCUGAAUCAGGUGCAAUCUUGAAAGAAUUUAGAAACAAACAUGUAGGCACAGACGAAAAGCAAGGCUACUUUGUCGGCCUUUAUGUUCACAACAAUCAUCUCUGUGCAUGUACUUCCACAGGCGACUUUUCAUAUACACCUUUAGAUGCUGAUAAAACCGAGACAGAAACCCUUAUUCAACUUGGAUCACAACUUGAGAUUAUGCGUCCUCAUCCUACCCAUUCUCAUUUAUUCGCCAUCGGUGGCAAAGACCAUGAUUUAUGCAUUUACGACUUGAAUCUCAUACUCAAUCAACAAGAAGUUCAAGAGACACAUCAAAACACAUCCACCCAUAAAAAGAAAUCAGACAAAAGUGUUGGACGUGUAUUUCAAGCCAAGAAUGUCAAGAAUGACUUUUUAGAUCUUCAACAACCUGUCUGGAUUCAUGAUCUUCAGUUUGUGAACAAGGAAGGUACACAAGUAGCCCUUGUCACACAUUAUCACCAGUUCCGUGUGUAUGAUACCAAAAAAGCACGUCGUCCUAUUCUUUCUGUUGAGGUUGGUAAGCAUCCUCUCAAGGUGCUAUCCAUGGGUCCUGAUGAUGAUCAUGUCUUGUUCUCAGACACGAUGAGUACUGUAGGCAUGCUUCAUAUUCAAACAGGCAAAAGAGCAGCUCAAUUCAAAGGAUUUUCAGGUGCAGCUACAGAUAUUGUGUAUGUGUCUUCACCUCAAGGUGCACCUGUGGUUGUCAGUACAAGUCUGGAUCGUUUCCUGCGUGUUCAUGAAACAUCUACUGUCUAUCGUCACUUGGUCGAUAAAGCCUACCUUAAACAACGAUUGACAUGUGUCCUGGUAGAUACGUCCUUUGAAUAUCCUGUACCCAAAAUCAAGACAGAACAAGAAGAGGAAGAGGAAGAAGAAGAUGCCAUGUGGGAUGCGAUGGCACUUGUUCAAGACCGUAAACGAAAGCAUACUUAACUCAUUGUAAAUAAAAUUAAAAAAAAAAAUCCUGAC